Molecule: messenger RNA, 663 nt
Organism: Lachancea mirantina
Lineage: Eukaryota; Fungi; Ascomycota; Saccharomycetes; Saccharomycetales; Saccharomycetaceae
Source: the annotation of a GenBank genome assembly
AUGAGGGUCUAUCGGCGAGCAAUGGAAAACGCACUUAUCUUGGACUGGCUUCCGGAGUUAGACGAUGUUGAUGAGAGUUUGAAGCAGAGAUUGAUAGGUUAUGUCGAAGCGGAGCUAGGUGGGGUGGAUACGAGUGUAAUACAUCCAAUGGCCGAGCGCAUUGUUCAGGUGCGUGAGCCUAAGUCAGCCAAGGUUUUUGGGGAAAAGUUGUUGCAUGCUUUGAGUUUUGAGAAAAAUGGGGCAGAGGAAAUCGGCUGGUCUCAUGCUGAUGGCAAAUCCCUCAAACACAGAGGAGAUGAACUGGUUGCGGCACGAAAGAGGUUGUGCCCUGGAAUACGAAAUGAAAGAUAUGUGGUCAGCGAUGAAUUGAAUUUGGAGGACCUCAAAGCCGCAGCAGCAUACGCGCGACAUCAGGAACUGGCGCUUGAAAGGUUGGUUGCGAGGACAAUGGACGCACAAUGGGGCGUGAACAAUACGUACAUUGAAAACGCAUGCGAAGUGAUAAAAGGUAUCACAGCAACGCAAAAUGGCCAGAUAAGCGAUUUGAAUGCGUACCGGCGCACGCUUCAGGAGCAAGAGAAACUCAAACUCGCAUAUUUGGAUCAGCAAUGGAAGGAGACGUUAGUCCGCAAUGUGGAAAAACGGCUAGGUGCGGGCAGCUAG